GAGUAGGCAGCAUGAUGAUCUUAUUGUUAGCACUUCUGGGUGCAGCAGCUGCAGCACCUCUGAAUGAUAAGAUAGUUGGUGGUUAUGAGUGUAGGGCUCACUCUCAGCCUUGGCAAACUUCUUUGAACAUUGGAUAUCAUUACUGUGGCGGCUCCCUCAUCAAUGAUCAAUGGGUCAUUUCUGCUGCCCACUGCUGGAUUGACCCCUAUGCCCAAAUUGUUAUCCUGGGUGAGCACCAUAUCUGGAUGUAUGAGGGCACAGAGCAAUACAUGACUGUGGAUGCCAUCUACUGGCACCAAAGUUAUGACUACCAGACAUUAGACUUUGACAUCAUGCUGAUGAAGCUGUCUCACCCUGUGACCAUAAAUGAGUUUGUGAAGCCUAUUGCUCUGCCUAAGGCAUGCCCUACUCCUGGGGACAUGUGCGUGGUGUCGGGCUGGGGCAACAUCUAUUCAGAUUCAGUGUUCAACCCAUUUAACCUCCAGUGUGUAGACGUGCCCAUUCUCUCCCAUGAGGUCUGUGAGAACUCCUACCCAGGCAAGAUCUCAAAUAAUAUGGUCUGUGCUGGAUAUCUGGAGGGAGGCAAGGAUUCUUGUCAGGGUGACUCUGGUGGUCCUCUGGUGUGUAAUGGUGAACUGCAGGGUAUCGUAUCAUGGGGUUAUGGCUGUGCCCAGCCUGAUUUCCCUGGUGUCUACACUAAAGUCUGUGCUUUACUGCCUUGGAUCUAUGACAUUCUUAAAAGUUACUAGGCCUCUAGGCAACCAGAGAGACACCAGUCUGAAUCCUCCAUAACAACAAUACUUCUCUGAAUUUACACAAUCAUCUUUGAGGUUCUUAUAAUAUAACAUUAUCAGAGUUAAAGAAUUUAACAGAAUGUAAUAAAAAUCUAAUGCAUACAUACAUUUUAUAAA
Molecule: messenger RNA, 911 nt
Organism: Electrophorus electricus (electric eel)
Lineage: Eukaryota; Metazoa; Chordata; Actinopteri; Gymnotiformes; Gymnotidae
Product: serine protease 1-like
Biological process (GO): proteolysis
Molecular function (GO): serine-type endopeptidase activity
Source: RefSeq, a predicted model, not a curated record